Molecule: messenger RNA, 1472 nt
Organism: Triticum dicoccoides
Lineage: Eukaryota; Viridiplantae; Streptophyta; Magnoliopsida; Poales; Poaceae
Product: epoxide hydrolase A-like
Exons: 3
Coding region: 193-1233 (346 amino acids)
Molecular function (GO): catalytic activity
Source: RefSeq, a predicted model, not a curated record
UUCACACUGAAGCCGUUCACUUGCACGUUCGUCCUUCCGGCGCCGAACAGCAGCAGCACCCGCAUAAAUACCACCCGGCCGCCCCGCUCCCGUGUCCACCGCAAACACAACCCAACCCAACACACACACGCCUAGCUCUAGCUUGCUUUUGAGAGAGAGAGAGAGAGAGAGAGAGAGAGAGAGAGAGAGAGGAUGGCGGGAGCGGUGAACGGCGUGGAGGCAGCGCAGGCUCAGGGCGGCGCGGCGGCGGCGGCGGGGGAGGCGGCGAUCAGGCACCGGACGGUGGAGGCGAACGGCAUCGCGAUGCACGUGGCGGAGUCCGGGCCGGAGGACGGCCCGGCGGUGCUGUUCCUGCACGGCUUCCCGGAGCUGUGGUACUCGUGGCGGCACCAGAUGGCGCACCUCUCCGCGCGGGGCUACCGGUGCGUGGCGCCCGACCUGCGCGGCUACGGCGGCACGGAGGCGCCCGCCGACGUGGCGUCCUACACCGCCUUCCACGUCGUCGGCGACGCCGUCGCGCUGCUCGACGCCCUCGGCAUCCGCAAGGUGUUCGUGGUGGGACACGACUGGGGCGCCAUCAUCGCGUGGUACCUCUGCCUCUUCCGCCCGGACCGCGUGACGGCGCUCGUCAACACCAGCGUCGCCUUCAUGCGCCACGUCUUCAUCCGCGCCGGCCCCGACGCCGUCAAGACCACCGACUACUUCAACCAAGCCUACGGCCCGACCUACUACAUCUGCCGCUUCCAGGAGCCCGGCGUGGCGGAGAAGGAGUUCGCGCCGGCGCACGCGAGGCACCUGAUGACGCGGAUCCUGAGCGACCGCUUCAGCGAGCGCGCGGCGGGCAAGGAGCCCAAGGACGGCGGCGGCGACGACGCCGACGCGGCGCUCCCGCCGUGGCUCACGGAGGCGGACAUCGACUACUUCGCCGCCGCGUUCGAGAAGACGGGCUUCACGGGCGCCAUCAACUACUACCGCAACAUGGACCGGAACUGGGAGCUGGCGGCGCCGUGGGCGGACGCCAAGGUGACGGUGCCCACCAAGUUCAUCGUGGGGGACGGGGACCUGACGUACCACUACGCGGGGAUCCAGGACUACCUGCACAAGGGCGGGCUCAAGGCGGACGUGCCGCUGCUGGAGGAGCUGGUCGUCGUCCCCGGCGCCGGCCACUUCAUCCAGCAGGAGCGGGCGCAGGAGGUCAGCGACCACAUCUACAGCUUCAUCGCAAAGUUCUGAAGAACAGCUGAAAAUCGAUCGUUCGUCGUGUGUUGUCAGUUUGAUCAUCGUUCGUUUCGUACUUUCAUUGGUUGUUCGUUGGCCUGGCCUGUCAAUUCAUCGCAUCAGUUACCGUGGAUAAUAGUAAUUUCUCUGCUUGAUCGACGGAGCUCUGUUUCUGUAUGCCCAUGCGUAUGCAUGGUCACGUCAGAACUCUUUACUAAUAACAGUUUGUCUAUAAAAGGGCAAACGUGGUCAUA